Messenger RNA from Aspergillus niger, 1833 nucleotides. RefSeq lists its product as uncharacterized. Gene Ontology annotation, biological process: oligosaccharide catabolic process. NCBI's taxonomy places the organism in Eukaryota, Fungi, Ascomycota, Eurotiomycetes, Eurotiales, Aspergillaceae. The coding region runs from base 1 to 1833 and encodes 610 amino acids. The record is from RefSeq and is a predicted model, not a curated record. The transcript has 3 exons. Gene Ontology annotation, molecular function: alpha-amylase activity.
AUGUGUAACAAGUCCAAUUACUCAUCCCCGAAAUGGUGGAAAGAAUCGGUUGUGUAUCAAGUGUAUCCUGCAAGCUUCAACUGCGGUAAAUCUACGACAAAUACCAAUGGAUGGGGUGAUGUGACUGGUAUUAUUGAGAAGGUUCCUUAUUUGGAGAGCUUGGGUGUAGAUAUUUCGCAGACGUCUAGAGAACAAUGCCUGACAUCUCUUUCCCUAGUCUAUACGUCCCCACAAGUCGACAUGGGCUACGAUAUCGCGGAUUAUGAAUCUAUCGAUCCGCGGUAUGGCACCUUAGCAGACGUUGACCUUUUGAUAAAAACGUUGAAGGACCAUGACAUGAAACUCAUGAUGGACCUGGUGGUUAAUCAUACAUCUGAUCAACACUCUUGGUUUGUCGAGUCAGCUAACUCCAAAGAUUCUCCAAAACGUGAUUGGUAUAUCUGGAGGCCGGCCAAGGGAUUCGACGAGGCCGGGAAUCCAGUUCCUCCAAACAAUUGGGCACAGAUCCUGGGCGAUACACUCAGCGCUUGGACUUGGCAUGCGGAGACUCAGGAGUUCUAUUUGACUUUGCACACGUCAGCGCAAGCAGAGCUCAACUGGGAGAAUCCAGACGUUGUCACCGCUGUUUAUGAUGUUAUGGAGUUUUGGCUGCGUCGUGGGAUCUGUGGUUUUCGCAUGGACGUCAUUAACUUCAUUUCCAAGGACCAGUCUUUCCCAGACGCCCCGAUCAUCGAUCCAGCCUCCAAAUACCAGCCCGGCGAGCAGUUCUAUACAAAUGGGCCACGAUUCCACGAGUUUAUGCACGGAAUCUACGAUAAUGUUUUAUCCAAGUACGACACCAUCACUGUUGGGGAAACCCCCUACGUCACUGAUAUGAAGGAGAUCAUCAAGACGGUGGGCUCCACGGCAAAAGAGCUUAACAUGGCAUUCAACUUUGAUCACAUGGAAAUUGAAGAUAUCAAAACCAAAGGGGAGUCCAAAUGGAGCUUGCGCGACUGGAAGUUGACCGAGUUGAAAGGCAUUUUGUCCGGCUGGCAGAAACGAAUGAGAGAGUGGGACGGCUGGAACGCCAUCUUCCUGGAAUGUCACGAUCAGGCGCGGUCGGUCUCCCGGUACACCAACGAUUCGGAUGAGUUCAGAGACCGGGGAGCCAAAUUACUAGCCCUUCUGGAGACGACGCUCGGUGGGACCAUUUUCCUUUAUCAGGGUCAGGAGAUCGGCAUGCGCAACUUUCCUGUUGAGUGGGAUCCCGACACCGAGUACAAGGACAUUGAGUCGGUCAACUUCUGGAAGAAAUCCAAAGAGCUCCACCCUGUUGGCUCUGAAGGCCUGGCCCAGGCUCGGACGCUCUUGCAGAAAAAGGCCAGGGACCACGCCCGCACCCCGAUGCAAUGGAGUGCUGACCCACAUGCGGGCUUCACAGUCCCUGAUGCGACACCUUGGAUGAGGGUGAAUGAUGACUAUGGGACAGUUAAUGUGGAGGCACAGAUGUCUUUCCCGUGGGAAAUGAAAGGUGAACUAUCAGUGUGGCAGUACUGGCAGCAGGCAUUGCAACGCCGAAAGCUACAUAAGGGUGCUUUUGUUUAUGGCGACUUUGAGGACCUGGACUACCACAACGAAUUGGUCUUCGCGUAUUCGAGGACUAGUGCGGAUGGAAAGGAGACCUGGCUUGUUGCGAUGAACUGGACAACGGAUGCAGUCGAAUGGACGGUUCCUUCAGGCAUCCACGUCACACGCUGGGUCUCCUCGACGCUCCAGACUGCCCCGCUUAUGGCGGGCCAGUCGACCGUCACGCUCCGAGCCCUGGAAGGUGUCGUUGGGUGUUGUAGUUAG